Messenger RNA from Sparassis crispa, 606 nucleotides. RefSeq lists its product with no specific name. Bases 1 to 606 code for a protein of 201 amino acids. NCBI's taxonomy places the organism in Eukaryota, Fungi, Basidiomycota, Agaricomycetes, Polyporales, Sparassidaceae. The record is from RefSeq and is a predicted model, not a curated record. Gene Ontology annotation, cellular component: membrane. The transcript has 4 exons.
AUGUCGAAGCACUUCUGUUUCUGUAUCCCUGUACGAGCUGCGGUCUUCGUCUUCUCCUUCCUCUCCUUCCUAGCCACCGCUAUCGUUGCAGCGUUGGCAUGGUACGUCACAUAUGAGGUCGACCACGGUAAGCACCCCAAUGGCGACUUCGAGAACGUCACGAAUUCCGCGAAGAUUAUCAUCAUCGUGGUCGGGUCCUUAUUCACUCUCAUGUCGCUCAUGUCGCUGUUCGGGUUCAUCGGCUCCAUAACGCGCAACCGGCGAUUCGUGGAGUCGUACUCGAGCCUGCUCUGGGUGAUAUUUUUCCUGUCGCUCGGCUCAUCGGUGCUCUUCCUUUACUUCGUCUACUCGGGCAAGAACCUCAGUGGCUCCAUCGAGCACUCGACGUGGAUCAAGAUUGUCGUCACCGUGAUGGUGAUCGUUGAGCUGGUGCUCCACCUAUACAUCGUGAUCGUCGUCAGACGCUACGUCGAGCAGCUACGGGAUGAGGACGCGUGGCAGGGCCCGUACAAGCUCACCACGACGGAUGUGAACCAGGGCCUCAUGAACCCACAGGGCCCGUCGUACCCCUACUCAGAUCCCUCCCACUCGUAUGGCAACGUGUGA